AUGGAGAACCAGACGUCUCGCAGGGUAUCUGCGUCCCCAACACAAAAUUACCUGGUAGCAUACAAUGCCAUCUGCCUGGCACUGUGGUCCGUCAUAACCCUCCGAGCCGUUUUCCUCAUUCCUACUCUCUUCGCUCUCGGAAAGCCCCAAGGCCUUCACGACGCCCUCUUUCCUCUUCUCAAAUGGACUCAGACGAUAGCCCUCCUCGAAAUCCUCCAUGCUACAAUCGGCCUCGUGCGGGCCAGUCCCAUUACCACCGCCAUGCAAGUCGCGUCGCGCAUAUUGGUUGUCUGGGUUGUUCUGCAGAUGUUUCCGCAGAUUGUUGCGACGACCAACAGCUUUGGAAAAUCGGUGCCAGGAUCGACAACAGGGCCUAUUGCUUUUGCGGGGAUAUUGAUGGCUUGGGGAACGACAGAAGUCAUCCGAUACGGGUUUUUUGUAUGGAAGGCAGCCAUAAGUGAACGAGUUCCCGCAGGCCUUACGUGGCUCCGAUACAAUACCUUUUUUGUCCUGUACCCCAUUGGCAUCUCCAGCGAAUGUCUGCUCAUGUACCUGGCAUUGACCCCGGCAGCAAAACAAGGAAAGCAGGUCGACCUGCUGAUGAAGAUUGUUCUUCUUAUUUAUGUGCCAGGAAGCUAUAUUCUCUACACUCACAUGAUGGCUCAAAGGCGCAAAGUCUUGAAGGGUAAGGGAAAGUCUGCAUGA
Molecule: messenger RNA, 705 nt
Organism: Fonsecaea multimorphosa CBS 102226
Lineage: Eukaryota; Fungi; Ascomycota; Eurotiomycetes; Chaetothyriales; Herpotrichiellaceae
Exons: 1
Coding region: 1-705 (234 amino acids)
Biological process (GO): fatty acid elongation; sphingolipid biosynthetic process; very long-chain fatty acid biosynthetic process
Cellular component (GO): endoplasmic reticulum membrane
Molecular function (GO): 3-hydroxyacyl-CoA dehydratase activity
Source: RefSeq, a predicted model, not a curated record